CUACUCAGCUUCUUAUUCUUUUAACACAAGGACAAAAAACACCUAAGAGCAGUCAUGGUUGUCUGGACUGAAUCAGAGCUCAGCAUCAUCAACAGCAUCUUCUCCAGCCUGGACUAUGAGGACAUCGGCCCCAAGGCUCUGUGCAGGUGUCUGAUCGUCUACCCCUGGACUCAGAGGUAUUUCGGUGGCUUUGGUAACCUCUACAAUGCCGCCGCCAUCAAGAGCAACCCCAACAUCGCAGCUCACGGAAUCAAGAUACUCCACGGUCUGGACCGCGCUGUGAAGAACAUGGACAGCAUCAAGGAAACCUAUGCGGAGCUGAGCACCCUGCACUCUGAGAAGCUGCACGUCGACCCCGACAACUUUACGCUGCUGGGCAACUGUUUGACCAUCGAAAUCGCUGCCAAACUGGGAGACGGCUUCACUGCAGAGACCCAGGGCACCUUCCAGAAGUUCAUGGCUGUGGUGGUGAAUGCUCUGGGAAAACAGUACCACUAAACGUGCUGAAGCCUCCAACACCUGGAGAAGGUCCUCAACAUCUGACUCAGUGAUGUGUCAUGUAUCUUCUUCAGUGAGAAAUAAAAGGCAAUUCAACCAAUAA
This is a messenger RNA of Solea senegalensis (Senegalese sole), 601 nucleotides long. RefSeq names its product hemoglobin subunit beta-1-like. Gene Ontology annotation, molecular function: haptoglobin binding; heme binding; oxygen binding. Gene Ontology annotation, cellular component: blood microparticle; hemoglobin complex; haptoglobin-hemoglobin complex. NCBI's taxonomy places the organism in Eukaryota, Metazoa, Chordata, Actinopteri, Pleuronectiformes, Soleidae. The record is from RefSeq and is a predicted model, not a curated record. Bases 55 to 498 code for a protein of 147 amino acids. Gene Ontology annotation, biological process: hydrogen peroxide catabolic process; oxygen transport. The transcript is spliced from 3 exons.